Petromyzon marinus (sea lamprey) is the source of this 2047-nucleotide messenger RNA. RefSeq names its product NSE1 component of SMC5/6 complex (gene NSMCE1). Gene Ontology annotation, biological process: double-strand break repair via homologous recombination. The record is from RefSeq and is a predicted model, not a curated record. Gene Ontology annotation, cellular component: Smc5-Smc6 complex; nucleus. Lineage: Eukaryota; Metazoa; Chordata; Hyperoartia; Petromyzontiformes; Petromyzontidae. Gene Ontology annotation, molecular function: ubiquitin-protein transferase activity.
CGUUUCGUCGCCUCUCGCUCAAGGGCGACCCUUUAUUUUUUUGGUUAUAUUUGUUGACUUUAAGAAAGGAUAUACAGUAAUAUGCGAGCGCGGCCUUUCAUUCUAGCGGCCACUCGCACCCUGAUAACGACAACGACCGAGAGCUCGCAGGCCUGGCAAUGUUUUGUAAGGCAAUCACAGGUUACGUACAACAACGACAUCACCACGGCGCUUGUGCCAGGCUAGGUGCACCACCGUGAGGCCACGCGGAAGGAGCUUGAGCGUCAUGGCAGCGCAAGAACGAAUGAGUUCCAGCCACCGGUUGUUCCUUCAAAAAAUGAUGGCACACGGGUGCUUGGACGUUGCCAGCUCUGUAAAAGUGCACAAGGAAUGCUGCCACCAGUUUAAAGAACAUUAUGCACAUGACCAGCUGGAUGCAUUUAUUGGCGUUAUCAACAACCACAUCCGGCCCUUCUUCAUGGUGAUCAAAAAGGGAACCUCUGAGGAGGAUGGGAAAACGCACUACGCCUUGAUUAAUAUCGAACAAAAUGAAGUUACUCUCUUGGCUUCUGAUUACUCAGAGGUUGAGCUUGAACUCUUCAACAAAACAAUGGAGCUAAUAGUCGACAGCGGAGUGGGUAUGGCCUCCUCUAUGGACAUCCUGAACCUGGUUGACCAGCUGCAGUGCAAGAAGAUGAAGAAGGGCAGUGCCGAGUUGCUGCUGCAGCGCCUGGUGCAAGACAAGUGGCUGUGCAUGGAAAAUGGAUAUUUAAGUUUAAGCCCACGCUGCCUCAUUGAAAUGGAUCCUUUCAUUCGUAGUCGCUUCAGCAAUGUUGAAAUCUGCUCCCUUUGUCACAAAAUCGCCCUGAAGGGCCAAGUCUGUUCCAACUGUAGCGUGAAGGUCCACGCUCCGUGUUCUGCCAAGUUCUUCAAGAGGAAUCGGUCUCGCGUGUGCCCUCGCUGCAAGAGUCCCUGGAUCAACGAGCCCCCCGACGAUGAAGGCAAAAGUUCAACGUCUUCAGAUGCCAUGGAGCUAUAAGUCUGCAAGAUGUACAGAUGGUGCAGCGAGUUGUGGUUACUGUGUACGUUCUUGUGCUUUACACUUUUUGGAUAUUUGAGACUUUUAAGUCAUUACAGUAAAACCUUGGAUUGCGAGUAACUUGGGUCUGCGAGUGUUUUGCAAGAUGAGCAAAUAUUUAAAAUAAAUAUUAAUUUGAUAAACGAGCGAGGUCUUGCAAUACAAGUAGUGUAUGUGUACGCUUUGUCUGCCGAGCAUCACGUGAUCACAACUGAUAUACGAGUGCUUUGGAUUACAAACACGUUUCCGGAACGAUUUAUGCUCGCAAUCCAAGGUUUUACUGUAUGUGGUUCUUAUUCCAGUGAGUAUUUUUCAUGCUAAAUACGUUAUGACAAAAAAUUGUCAAAAUCAAUCCUGAAUACAGUUCGCCAUAAGCAAAAAUGAAUCUAAACAAAUGAUUCAUAAUUCGUUUAUUUUUCAGUCAGAUGAUGUAGAUGUACUUUCAGAUUUAAAUAUAACCGCCCACCAUCCGACAGAGCCAAUGAACUCGGGUCAGCACGUGGUUAAAUGUGCCAAGUGAAUUUUGUUUUCAACAAACCGGAACAUUGAAAAGCAAGCAAUAAUUUGAAAAUCGUACAUACUGUUUCGCUGGAGAUUACAACUAGAAGCUCAGCUGUGGCCGUGGCGUGUUGUGAAUCUUAACAUUGGUCUUGGAAGCCUUUGUAUAAAAUUGUCAACUAAUUCAUGAAUGAACUGGACCGUAGUUUAAGUUUUUGCUGAAUCGCUUAUUUUGAGUGUUGAAACUCUUUCACAAGCUCGUCUGAGGUGGCUUGCAGACAGCAGAAUAGCGAGUGGGUUUCGUAAACCUGUUUUGAUUGACUUGUAUCCAUUUCCUUACAUGCAUAGGGAUUCUCAGAAUGCCAAUUUCUUCACACGUGCAAAAAAAAAAUCCCCCCGUCAACACAUUUCUGCCGAACAUUCCGAUGCAGGUCCCUUGUGAAAAUAUUCUUGAGACCGAGACGUUUCUUAAUAAAGGCUAUUUAAAAUCAA